Molecule: messenger RNA, 990 nt
Organism: Porites lobata
Lineage: Eukaryota; Metazoa; Cnidaria; Anthozoa; Scleractinia; Poritidae
Source: the annotation of a GenBank genome assembly
AUGAACAGAAAACAAAUGAAACUGGUAAGUUUUUAUCCACUGCUUUCUCAUUUUCUUAGUAAGUUCGAUUUUUAACCGUAUCUAAUACCUUCCCCAGUCUUAUACACGACAUCUUCAACAAGAGGUUUUUUCCAGUUUGCUGUUGGUGCAAAUUAUUUGAGUAGGCUAUUUCCGAGUUGCCUCAAGCCUCUGUUUCAAAGCGAGGCUAAGUGCAAAGCCAUUAAUAUGAAAAUCAUUGUUUUUUUAUUUUCAUGCAAAUGAAACUCUCUUUCACAAGUAAGUUUUUGCACUUGGCCUUGUUUCGAAAGUGAGAGUCUUUGGAACUCGGAAAUGACCGAUUCUCUUGAAAUUUUCUUGAAGCUAAAGAUUGGGAAUGCCAUGUACUCGAUCAGAAUACAUGUGGUAGUAUAUGACGAUGCAAAAAGUUUUGAAUGAGCUGUAUUAAUUAAUGUUAUUUUAUGUUAACCAAGAAAAAUUGGCGUAUUCGGCUUAAAUAAAGGGAAGAAAAGGUGCGGUCUUUCUCGUGUCGGUUAACAUGCAGAAUACAGUGCAUCAGAGAAUAAACUGCUCUGUGGUUCCAGCGUAAAAACGUCUAAAAGCUAAUUUCAUGUGGCAAAUCAUUUUCUUUUUCUUUAUAAGGUAAUCCACAUAUUUGCAGUUACUUUGUCGUUGGCUGUCAUUCUUAAUCCUACUUCAUAUGUCGAAGCCAAACCUCAAGGUCCUACUGGAAAUACCAACAGCACCACAUGCAAUCAUAUCACGAUACCAAUCACUGCCAACUCUCGUGGGUAUACACCAACCUCUACUAGGAAGACUUGCAUUGCAAAAAUCAUCCCAAUUACUAUUUGUAACAAAAUGUACAAUGUUGCACUUUGUAAGGGAAAAAAGAACGGUUGUAAAGGAAUCCAGAGAAAGAUUAUUGUAACUUUUCCAACAUGCUGUAAAGGAAACGACACCACAUCCGUGUCAUUGCCGUAUGAUUGUUCUUGA